This is a messenger RNA of Lottia gigantea (owl limpet), 1557 nucleotides long. RefSeq lists its product as hypothetical. Bases 1 to 1557 code for a protein of 518 amino acids. Gene Ontology annotation, biological process: transmembrane transport; monocarboxylic acid transport. NCBI's taxonomy places the organism in Eukaryota, Metazoa, Mollusca, Gastropoda, Lottiidae. The transcript is spliced from 5 exons. The record is from RefSeq and is a predicted model, not a curated record. Gene Ontology annotation, molecular function: monocarboxylic acid transmembrane transporter activity.
AUGGAAGAUGUUAAUGAUAGAGACGAAGGAUGGGCUUGGAUUGUUUUAUUAGCAGCCUGUAUGAAUAUUCUCUUAGGAUCAGGUUUAGCUUUUAUCGGUGGAAUGUUUCAAGCUGUGUUUUUAGAACAAUUUAAAGAAAGUGUUGCUUAUACAGCUUGGGUUACUGCUUUAUUCUCAUCUCUCUUACAACUCACAGGUCCUUUAUCUAGCUUAGUAGCCAAUUAUUUGUCAUGUAGAUCUUCCGUUAUGAUAGGAUCUGCACUGCUAUCAUUUGGCCUUGUAUUGAGUAGUUUUGCAAAUAGUAUUGGAGUUUUAAUGACAACUUAUGGUGUUAUUGCAGGUAUUGGACUAGGCAUGACCUAUACACCAUCGAUAGUCAUAACGAAUUACUAUUUCCACAAGAAGCGAAAUAUAAUGACUGGAGUAGUAAUGGCAUCUGGUGGAAUUGGUAUCUUCAUUAUGCCUCUUUUGAACAGGUAUUUACUAGACGUUUAUAGUUGGAGAGAAACAUUGGUUAUAUUUGCUGGCAUCUCAGCUCAAUUGUGUAUUUGUGGAGCCUUGAUGUUUCCCUUACAUGAGUUUCAGAACAACAUGUGUAUAACGAGUAAACUCCCUUGUUGCAAAACCGAAAGUCAGAAAAAUAGCUACAUCACUGAGAACGAGGCAGUUUUACAUCCGUCUGUAAAGGGAAAUGUUGACUUGACUCCAGUCAAUACCUCAGAACACUUCAAACAACCCAACCCCUUAUUGAAACCACAGAAUGACAUUAGUUCUACAGAUUCUAAUAGCUCGUUUGUGUCCAGAAAAUCCAAAUGGAAAAAUUCAAAUGGUUCUAUUUUGUUUAAUAGUCAACUUUUUCUCUCUGACUACAAAAGAACACACGAAAGUGAAGAAAAAGCAACUUCAUAUUUUGAUGGUUCUAACAAAUUUAGUUUCCUUUGGAAUAAACCAUUCUUGGCAGUAUGUGUAAAUCUAUUGCUAACGAAUGCUAUGUAUGGUGCGAUCGCUAUUCAUUAUCCAUUAUGGUGCCAAACUCAAGGAGCCACUGAAAAGGAAGUAUCCUUCUUCUUAGCUUUUAGUGGACCCGGUGUCACUAUCUCACGAUUACUUGUUGGUGCGUUUGCAAAUGUCAAAAAUAUUGACUAUUUAUCUAUUUAUUGUGGUUUGCGGAUGUUUGGUGGUGUGUUGAUUUGUUUAAUACCUCUUUAUGGAUAUAGUCAGACUAUAGGAGCUACCGUAAUUAUGAUAAUAUCACUCUAUAUCGCUGGCUUAGACUCUUUAAAUGCUGGGGUGACCAUCGACUGUGUAGGUUUGGAUCAGCUGGCUUCAGCGUUUGGUGUGGAGAUGGUCUGUGCUGGACUUGGGUAUUUAGUUAUGCCUCCAAUUGUAGGGGCGCAAGCUCUUGGAUCUGUGGCAAAAGCAGGAGUAAAUAUAAGCGAUGCAGUGAAAAAAUCUGACGAACUUAAAGAACUGCAGCUAAUAAGAGAACUAAGAAACAAGAGACUAGAACGACAAGCCCUAGAAAAACAAGGAAAAGGGUUUAAAAUCAUUGGAUAA